GGCCUGGCUGUGUUGCCAAGAGUCGAUAACAUCAAGCUUCUCCCUGAUAUUAUUGGCUCCUGGCAACACAACACCAACCUUUUGUCUCACAGGAGAAGUAAGGAAAACAUAGGCGUGAAUUAGACAGGCUGGAGCCCUUGUUUGUAGAAUGGAUUCAAUCUUUUCUGUAAUGGGAUCCUACGUUAUCCGGGAUGUCAAAAGUCUGCUGCUCUUCACAGCAGUUUUCAUCCUCAUUGCAGAUUAUAUUAAGAACCGUCGGCCGGCCAGCUACCCUCCAGGACCCUGGGAAUUUCCUACUGUGGGCAACAUAUUCACUGUGGACCACAACAGGGCCCAUGAGAGUCUGACACAGUUAGCAGGGAAAUAUGGAGAUGUGUACAGCCUGCGAAUGGGCCAGACGUGGAUGGUGGUGUUAAACGGAUUCCAGGUUCUGAAAGAAGCUCUGGUAAAUCAGGGAGACAGCCUGGUGGACCGCCCAGACCUCCCUCUGCAACAGGACAUAACCCAUGGACUAGGUGUAAUUUUCAGUAGUGGUAACACAUGGAAGCAGCAGAGGCAUUUUGCACUUUCAACCCUCAGAUAUUUUGGAUUUGGCAAGAAGUCACUUGAACCUCUCAUCUUUGAUGAAUUUUCACAUUGUGCAAAAGACGUCAAUAGCUAUAAAGGUAAGCCGUUCAAUCCACACCUCAUCGUCAACAAGGCUGUCUCCAACAUCAUCUCCUCCCUGGUUUUUGGUCAUCGCUUCGAGUACGGUGAUGAGAAGUUCAUAAAACUGAUGAAGUGGUUUGACAAAACUCUCCAGAUUGAAGCCUCCAUUUGGGCACAGCUUUACAACUCAUUCCCUCUGCUGAUGAGACGUUUGCCAGGGCCACAUCAGACAGUCCAGCACAUCUGGAACAAUACAAAGGACUUCAUAAGAGGAGAGCUGAAGGAGCACAAACAGCACUGGGACCCCUCAGACCUAAGAGACUACAUCGACUGCUACCUGAAUGAGAUUCAGAUGAGUAAGGGGCAGGCUUACAAUACGUUUGAUGAAGAAAACCUGGUUAUGUGUGUCUUGGAUCUGUUUGUGGCUGGCUCUGAGACCACAUCCACCACCCUGCGCUGGGCUUUCCUCUACAUGGCAAAGUACCUUGAGAUCCAGGAAAAAGUCCAGGCUGAGAUAGACAGAGUGAUUGGACAGUCCAGACAGCCGUCCAUGGAAGAUCGUGCAAACCUGCCCUACACUGACGCUGUCAUCCACGAGGUCCAGAGGAUGGGAAACAUAGUUCCUCUCAGCCUGCCUCAUGUUACCAACAGGGACGUCCAGCUGGGAGGCUACACAGUCCCAAAGGGAGUUAUUGUAAUUCCCAAUUUGACCUCGGUGCUGUUUGAUAAGAAUGAGUGGGAGACACCCUUCACCUUCAACCCAGGACACUUUCUAAACGAGGAGGGCCAAUUUGUGAAGCGAGCUGCUUUCAUUCCUUUCUCUGCUGGUAAGCGGGUGUGUCUCGGGGAGAACCUGGCCAGGAUGGAGCUCUUCCUCCUCUUUACCUCCUUCAUGCAGCGCUUCACCUUCUCCAUGCCUCCGGGUGUGGAGCCUGUGCUGAAACCCCGCUUUGGCGUCACUCUGGCACCGCAUGAAUAUGAAGUCUGCGCAACCUCACGCUUAGAGUAUGACGGUGCCCCUCUGCCCAAGUCCAUUGACAUUAAAACCAGCGCACCAUCGGAAUCACUGCAGAGUAUUAAGUGGCUCCAGAAGCAGCAGGUUGUGAGGAUGGAUCAACUCUCUGGUGUGUCUGUUUCCUCUGUGUGGCUGGACGGCCGCAGUCUGCUCCUCUUCACUCUGGUAUUCUUGGUGAUAGCAGAGUAUUUAAGGAACCGUCGGCCCAGCAGUUUUCCUCCAGGCCCCUGGGCUUUCCCUCUAGUGGGGAACAUUUUCUCAAUUGACUUCAACAAUGUCCAUGGAGACAUGACUAAGUUAGCAGAGAAGUAUGGGAAUGUGUACAGUCUGAAAAUGGGCCCCUCGUGGAUGGUUGUGUUGAAUGGCCUCAGCGCACUGCAAGAAGGUCUCCUUACCAAAGGAGACAUGCUGGCUGACCGCCCAGAACUUCCACUCCAUACUGACGUGCUCCCCAAACAAGGGAUUAUUUUUGCUAGUGGACACAUGUGGAAACAGCAGAGGCAAUUUGCCCUCUUCACUCUCAAAUACUUUGGAUUUGGCAAGAAAUCCCUUGAAUCUUCCAUUCUGGAUGAAUUUAUUCUUAUGUCCAAAGAAAUCGCUAAUCAUAAAGGCAAACCCUUCAAUCCACAUUUAAUCAUGAAUAACGGCGUCUCCAACAUCAUCUGCUCCCUGAUUUUUGGUCAUCGCUUUGAGUACGGUGAUGAGACGUUUCUGAAAUUGAUUAAGUUGCUUGACAAAGCAACCAGGAUUGAAGGCUCCAUUUGGGCACAGCUGUACAACGCAUUUCCUGUGCUGAUGAGGCGUUUGCCAGGGCCACACCGCACUCUUCAACAAAUUUAUGGUGAAACAAUUGACUUGAUGAAAACAGAAAUCAAUAAGCACAAGGAAGACUGGGACCCCUCUGAGCCCAGAGACUUCAUCGACUGUUACCUGAAUGAGAUUCAGAAGGACAAGAAGGGUGAUGAAGCCGAUGCUGGUUUUGAUGAGGACAACCUGGUAAUGUGUUCGUUUGAUCUGUUUGGGGCUGGCACUGAAACCACAUCCACCACCCUGCGCUGGGCUUUGCUCUACAUGGCAAAGUACACCGAGAUUCAGGAAAAAGUCCAGGCUGAGAUAGACAGAGUGAUUGGACAGUCCAGACAGCCGUCCAUGGAAGAUCGUGCAAACCUGCCCUACACUGACGCUGUCAUCCACGAGGUCCAGAGGAUGGGAAACAUAGUUCCUCUCAGCCUGCCUCAUGUUACCAACAGGGACGUCCAGCUGGGAGGCUACACAGUCCCAAAGGGAGUUAUUGUAAUUCCCAAUUUGACCUCGGUGCUGUUUGACAAGAAUGAGUGGGAGACACCCUUCACCUUCAACCCAGGACACUUUCUAAACGAGGAGGGCAAAUUUGUGAAGCGAGCUGCUUUCAUUCCUUUCUCUGCUGGCAAUCAAGUAAGCGGGUGUGUCUCGGGAAGAACCUGGCCAGGAUGGAGCUCUUCCUCCUCUUCACCUCCUUCAUGCAGCGCUUCACCUUCUCCAUGCCUCCGGGUGUGGAGCCUGUGCUGAAACCCCGCAUUGGCGUCACCCUUUCACCCAAGCACUAUGAAAUCUGUGCCACCUUACGUGAAGCGUGAUCCUCCUCCUCAAGCUUUCAUACAUUUUCCAGAUGGCCACUUGGGGACAGAAGAAGUCGACAUUAACCUGACAGACACACAAUCUGACACCUUAUCAUCUUAAAAAAGUUGUUAUGGCUAAUAUUUUAGCUAACUGUUGCCUUUUUACAGUGCACCUCCAGCAGACAUGGAGCAAUAUAUUUGGAGUCAUGUUUUCUUAGCUUGACUUUCUUCACAAGAUAGUUGCUAAGUUAAUUAUUAUGACUGUUGCCAUUAGGUGCUAGGCAGGUUAAACAAUGAGCUAAAUUAGGCUGCAUAGAGGUGCAGAGUUAGGUGAUCAUUCAUUGUGGAUUUGUCACUGUGAGCAGCUUUUGUCAAAUUAUGUUGCUAUUUGAUUCAUCAUUAUUCUAAAAAUAAUUAUUAGUGGAGCUUUAAAGUAAUAACAAAAAGGAAUUAAGUUUUGGCUUACUGUAUUGAUAGAGAUACCUGGAGGGAUGGGCUGAUAGGUCUGUAUGUAGAUAUGGUCUGUCCAUUUUUAUUAACAGUGUUUUUCACUUUAACAGUAAUUUAGUUGUGAAUAACAUGUUCAUCUGUAAAUCCCUGAAGGAGGUUUGCCAACAUCUGAAUCAAAGUAUGACAUCUAGAGGCCUUUAACCUGUUUAUACAUUAAAGUUUGACAAGAAUGCAUUAUAAACCUCAUGAACCUCUGCGUGCUGGAUAAGAGGGCAGAUAUCAGAAUAUGAGAUAUAAGAAUAUGAUAUACAGUCAUGCACUGCAGUUCUGUCAGUUCAAACUGAAUUUAAUAAACAAAAGUAGAACUGCCA
Messenger RNA from Siniperca chuatsi (mandarin fish), 4082 nucleotides. RefSeq lists its product as uncharacterized. Gene Ontology annotation, cellular component: intracellular membrane-bounded organelle; cytoplasm. Gene Ontology annotation, biological process: xenobiotic metabolic process. Gene Ontology annotation, molecular function: heme binding; iron ion binding; oxidoreductase activity, acting on paired donors, with incorporation or reduction of molecular oxygen, reduced flavin or flavoprotein as one donor, and incorporation of one atom of oxygen. The transcript is spliced from 20 exons. The coding region runs from base 149 to 3211 and encodes 1020 amino acids. Lineage: Eukaryota; Metazoa; Chordata; Actinopteri; Centrarchiformes; Sinipercidae. The record is from RefSeq and is a predicted model, not a curated record.